This is a messenger RNA of Humulus lupulus (European hop), 1008 nucleotides long. Its product is annotated as putative disease resistance protein RGA3. Gene Ontology annotation, biological process: defense response to other organism. The transcript is spliced from 2 exons. Lineage: Eukaryota; Viridiplantae; Streptophyta; Magnoliopsida; Rosales; Cannabaceae. The record is from RefSeq and is a predicted model, not a curated record. Gene Ontology annotation, molecular function: ADP binding. The coding region runs from base 1 to 1008 and encodes 335 amino acids.
AUGUCAAGAAUUCUUGUUACCUCUUCUUUGGCUUCACAUAGAAAGUACAUAAUCAUGGAAGAGAUUCUUAAGAGAUUGGAGUUGUUAGCAAAUCAAAUUGGAAACAUGAAUUUAGAAAACAAUGUUGUUGAGGUGAAACCAUCAGAAAUGUUGUUUGUUAAGACUUCUCUGCCGGAUGAACCUGAAGUUUAUGGUAGAGAGAAUGACAUGGAUGCUGUAAUGAAUGGGAUUGGAAAAACUACCCUUGCUCAAACCCUUUUCAAUGAUGAUGAAGUGAUGAAGAUGUUUGAACUUAAGGUGUGGGUGUACGUUUCUGAUAAAUUUGACGCCAUGGCUGUGACAAAAACCAUUCUUCAACAAGUAGCUCCGGAUGAUGCUCGUAAUGACAUGGAUUUGAAUUCGCUUCAAGUCAAUUUGGCAAAGAAGUUAAUGGGAAAAAAGUUUUUGAUUGUUCUAGACGAUGCUUGGGCGAAUGAUUAUGUUCAGUGGAAGGAAGUGAUGAAGCCUUUCAAUAAUGGGGUAAAAGGCAGCAAAAUAAUAGUAACAACAAGAAACAAGACAGUUGCGGAUAGCAUUGGAACCGUUGAUCCACACUAUCUUAAACAAUUAUCAAAAGAUGAGUGUUGGGAACUGUUUGCGAAACACGCCUCUCGUGGAUAUCUUGAUAUGUUUAUUGAGAAUCCAAAACUAGAAAGAAUCGAGAGAGAAGUUGCUAAGAAAUGUAAUGGCUUACCUUUAGCUGCUAAAGUUCUAGGAGGGCUCUUGAGAUCGACGUUGAAUGCUGAGAGAUGGGAACAAGUAGCAACGAGUAAUAUUUGGGAGAUGACUGAUAAAAGGAGCAAGGUUCUUCCUGCGGCCUUAGAAGUGAGCUACCGCUAUCUUCCUGCACACUUGAAAAAGUGUUUUGCUUAUUGUUCACUAUUCCCAAAAGGUUGUGAAUUUGAAAGACAGGAACUAGUCUUAAUAUCCUCACAAAGAAGUUGUUCUCCUAAGGAAGUCUGGGAUUGA